AUGGUUUCCCUGUAUCACAAAACAUUUCCGAGCGCUCCGGUCGCAUCUACCUCCUUGCCUCCAAACAAUCCACAACCUACAGUUCUGGGCGCACCCACAGCUUCUACCUUGGAAGCAAUUGUCCGUAACCCAUCCAAUACAUUGGUUGACAACAAACCCACCAAGAUCGGUGAAGAUAUGGCCAAGAUGCUCACUUCUGUGGAAAGCAUGUUUACAAAGAAACAGAAAAACUUCCAAGCCCUUUUCAGGGAAAUCUAUGGCCUCCACAACAACUGCCACAAGACAAACAACACCCUCUACCUCAAUCGCGGCACUCCCGCCAAAACCAAAGAAAUUUUGGCACAGAUCCUUGCUUUUUGCAAUGAACUUGGUGGCUUCUUUGCUAGUGACAAACAAAAGAAACAGUGUAGAUAA
Molecule: messenger RNA, 414 nt
Organism: Melampsora larici-populina 98AG31
Lineage: Eukaryota; Fungi; Basidiomycota; Pucciniomycetes; Pucciniales; Melampsoraceae
Exons: 2
Coding region: 1-414 (137 amino acids)
Source: RefSeq, a predicted model, not a curated record